Molecule: messenger RNA, 4085 nt
Organism: Phlebotomus papatasi
Lineage: Eukaryota; Metazoa; Arthropoda; Insecta; Diptera; Psychodidae
Product: cationic amino acid transporter 3-like
Exons: 6
Coding region: 794-4039 (1081 amino acids)
Biological process (GO): amino acid transport; transmembrane transport
Cellular component (GO): plasma membrane
Molecular function (GO): amino acid transmembrane transporter activity
Source: RefSeq, a predicted model, not a curated record
AAAAAAGCGUACGAUUAAACCAAUCAGUAGAACAAGUGGUCUCUGUAUCUAUUGGAAGUCUCGCUGGUGGUUUAUAAAGUUGAGAUGGAGGGACUGUGAGCAAACAGAGUCAGUCGGUUAGUCAGUCAGUUGUUCUCUCGGAAUCUCGCUGCACCGUAUCCCAAGAGGAAUUUUCCUCCACUGCAGUGACUCUCAGGCAGUGGAUUAAUUAGCUGUUUAUCCUGUGAAAAUUUAUAAUCAAACAAGGAAAGAUUCUCUAUCAGAAAAAUAUCGAGAACAAAGUGCAGAAAAGUGUAUUAUUGCGAUAUCUUAAUUUAAAAUCACAGAAACAGAAAAAGAGCUUUAGUGAUGACCAAGAAUUCUCAAUGAAAAAGACAUUCCAUUGGAGACAAUACUGGUGCUGAAUUUCAAAAAAAACCCAAAAAAAAGACCAACUUCUCAGUGUUUAGAGUGGAAAAAUGCCUACGAAAUUGGAGUUGUCGCGUAUCUUAUCACUGUGGCACUAUAGAAAACACUUGGUUUUGUUUAUCACCAUAUAUUGCUGGUAAAUAAUCACGGGAGAUUACAAUUAAUUUGCCAUUGUAUGAGGCUGAAAUAGAACAUUUGAAAGAUUCAGUGUGGACGCAUCCUAAGGAGCUCCGGGUGAUUUUUGGAAUUUUCUAUGAGCUCAGGUUCACUUUUGCUGUAUAAUAUUCGACUUUAUCAUCUUUGAUACAAUCUUGUGAUUGUGAGGUGCUCAAAGUAAAGUCAUCAAAAGGAUUUUUUGUAGCUGUCUUGUAGAUAAGUAUCCAAAAUGUCGUUAUCAUGGUGGCGUGUCCUAACUCGGCGGAAGAAUCUACCCAGCAGAUCAGCGCCUGGCUCCUUAGAUAGCGACACCAGACUCGGGCGGAUCUUAAACACAUUUGAUCUCACUGCACUGGGCGUAGGUGCAACGCUUGGAGUAGGUGUCUAUGUUCUAGCCGGUCAUGUAAGUCGUGACCAGGCUGGUCCAGCUGUGAUUCUUUCAUUCCUAAUUGCCGCUGUGGCGUCAUUUCUAGCAGGACUCUGCUAUGCUGAGUUCGGUGCCAGAGUACCAAAAGCCGGAUCCGCCUACAUCUACAGCUAUGUGUGUAUCGGAGAAUUUGUGGCUUUCAUCACAGGAUGGAAUCUCAUCCUGCAAUAUGUCAUAGGUUCAGCUAGUAUCUCCAGAGGCUUAUCUCUAUACUUGGAUACCUUGAUCAAUGAUACUCUGAAGAAUACGUUCAGAACAGUUGCCCCCAUCAAUGUAUCCUUCCUAUCCUCUUAUUUUGACUUCUUCGCCUUUGCAUUGCCUAUUCUUUUAGCAGUUGCAUUGGCAUUCGGACUGAAAAAAUCUGCUGUGAUGAAUAAUAUCUUUACGGCUACGAAUAUCGCAAUUGUCCUUUUCGUUACAAUUGCCGGAGCUCUAAAUGCGGAUAUAGCGAACUGGCGAGUUGAUCCAGCUACCCUCAAUAGUACUAUUACAGAAGGACUCAACAUCGGUGAAGGUGGAUUCUUUCCAUUUGGCGUUGAGGGCAUGCUUAAAGGUGCUGCAACGUGUUUCUUUGGUUUUGUUGGUUUUGACUGCAUCGCAACAACUGGCGAAGAAGUUAAGAGUCCCCAGAAAGCUAUUCCACGUGCCAUUAUCUUCUCGCUCAUUAUAAUCUUCCUGUCCUAUUUUGGUGUCUCGACGGUCCUUACUCUCAUGUGGCCCUAUUACCUUCAGGAUGUCAAUGCUCCUCUACCGUUUGCAUUUGAGCAAAUUGGCUGGACAUUUGCUAAGUGGAUCGUGGCUAUUGGUGGAAUUGUUGGACUAAUUACGAGCCUUUUUGGAGCCAUGUUCCCCUUACCACGGAUUAUCUACGCCAUGUCACAGGAUGGUCUAGUUUUUCGCUUCCUAGGACGCGUUCAUACACACUUCAAGACACCCGUUGUAGGUACAAUGUGUGCAGGAUUAUUGACUGGCCUUGUGUCUGCUCUUCUGGAUCUUAAGCAACUGGUUAGCAUGCUGUCGAUUGGUACCCUACUGGCCUACACUGUUGUGGCCAUUUCCAUAACAAUCUUGCGCUUCUCGAAUCGCGAAGAAACCUAUACAGAGGCUUCUGAGCCUUCUUGUUCUAUCAAAGCCAAGAAACAUUCUUCUUUCACCUCAACUCUCCUUCAAAUCUUCAACUGUCGUGCUUUGAAGCAUCCAACAACAUUAUCAUCAAGAGUUGUAGGUGCCAUGGUUUUUCUGUAUACAAUAUUUUCGCUAGUGCUGUGCUUGCUGAUCGUCUACUCCAAGAAGGAGCUUGCUGGUGCAGAAAUAUGGGCAAUUGUUGUGUGGACCAUCAUAUGUUCAGUGCUCUUAAUUACAAUGAUAUCCAUGGCUGUACAACCAAGAGACACCACAGAGACGCCCUUCAAAGUUCCUCUGGUACCCCUUAUUCCCGGCAUCAGUAUUUUCAUUAACAUAUACCUGAUGCUCAUGUUGGAUACCUACACGUGGAUAUUUUUCAGCAUUUGGUUAGUAGUUGGCCUGACAAUAUACACAGCCUCGGCUUUCCUCUACGCGUCAGAGAGUUAUCAGGAGGAUGAGAAGAAAGAGGCAAAUAGUUCCAGUGUCACAGCAUCCUGCAGUGGAUCGCUUGUGGAGCCACGAAAACAAGAAAAUGGUAUCAUCAGUCGAGUAGUAGAUGAAGAAGUCAUCGAGGAGAAUGAUACAGUGACUAAACUGAAGCUCUCUGAUGAGCUUCAGGAAGAAUCUGACGUGGAUGAAUGUGAAUCCAUGCAGACAGUACCGAAGGUGGAAGAGAGUGUGCAGAAGAAUGAAGAGAAUCUUCCUGUGGACAAGAGAACAUCAUCUCUGGAUGAAAUUCAUCUUGUGUCUGAGAUCUCGGAUACGCAUACGGAGAAGAAGGAACCCAAUGGGACGUCAUACUUCAUAGAAGAACCAAGAACACCUUCUCCACCUCAAGAUGGUGAGGCCAAGGUACUCGCCUUUCUCGAUGAUGUGAUCGAAACGGAGGAUACGAGUCCUAUUCAUGAGAGAAAAAAUUCAAUGGACUCAGUGGCAGAGAAUGAGGUCAUUGAGAAGUCAACAGUGGCAGUGAUUCAUCAAGAAGAUACACUAAAGGAGGAAGAAGAGAUAGAAUGUGCUGAGGAAGACGCGGGAGAAUCGAUAAAGCCUCUCGAGGAGAUCGCUGAGAAGAAUACUGAGGAGAAUACUGAGGAGAAUGAGAAUGAGGCAGAUGUGAGGUCAGAGAAUGACAAAUUCAGUGCCAUAGUCAAAGUCAAUACACUGCCAAGGAUAAAUCACGAUGACGAGAGCAGCAUGAAGCAGUCCAAGAGUGAAGUUGACAUGAGAGUUCUCCUGAUGCGGGAGCUCCAACUGAGGAAUCCACCUCAGGAUGAACCAGAAAUUCCUCCUGUGGACUAUGAGGCUCAAGAUAGUGUUAGGGAAGUCCGUAAGCUUCCUCACAGUGUUUCAGUGGACAGUAGUAUACCCAAGGCACCCAUCUUUGAUCCUGUCUUGUAUAAUGCCACCACAAAGAGAAGUCCUCGACUAAAUAUACCUCGGCCCAAGGUCAAGUCCAUCUCACCAAUGGCCUCACAAUCUACUUCUCCAAGGCCAUCAACACCUGCGGAACGUCCUACUGAGGACAAAUCCCAGUCAGAAGAAGAGCCAGAUGAGAAUAACAAUGGGAAUAAAUUUGCCGGAAUCAAGGGGAAGCUUGAAGAAAUUCUGCGACGUGGACCUCCCCUACCAUUUUCGCGACCACGAUCGAAGCCUCCAGAACGAAUUCCAGCUACUCCUCCUCAAACUCCUUUCGCUGAUCAUGAGGAACCUGUUUUUACACCACCUCCUGUGACAAAUCCCAGUAAACCCUUCGAUACUGUGCAUAAGCAGAAGAUCCUUUUCAGCGAUGUUCUUAAGUCCAUCCAUCCAGACACCAGACCUAGUGUCAUCCGCAGUGAAUCGCUUAAUCGGAGAUCUGCUACUCUAGAAAAUCCUGUUGUACUGCCCGGAAGUCCUCCAGAAAGGGUCACACUAACUCACUAACACCAGAAAAGUCAUUUCGUAGCAUCAAGGAUGUAAACCUCUCUAA